UUUUUUUUUUUUUUUAAAUAAAGUUUUUCAAUUCAAACAAAAUGGCGGCGCCCUGUGUUCCAUCCGUGUUGUUGGACUGUUGAUGUGAACGGAGCACGGGUUUAUGAAAAGAAAAGAACCUUUGCUGUAUUAAAUAUCAGAGGAAGAAUGCCUGCUGCCGGAAAGUCAGCUAAAAAGGAAAUCAAAAAGCCACCCAAGACCUCCUUCGCAUCACCGUUUCCUCCACAAUGGGGUACGAUUCCUCAAGAAGACAUGCACUUCAUCCUGAAAACCCUGAAGGACAAGCUGGUGUCUGUGGGUCUUAAGAAGAAAGAGGUGAAAGUGUUUCGGCCAUGGAGGAAAAAGAAGGACAAGAAACCUGCUGCCACGUCAGAAUCAGAGCCUGUUCCCCAGGUGAGCCAGGAAGCACAGGCGCAGGAUUCUCCCAAAACCGGCUGGACAGACGUGGCAAUGAGGAAACAACUGGCCAUUGGCAUCAACGAGGUCACCAAAGCUCUGGAGAGGAACGAGCUCAAACUGCUGCUUGUGUGCAAGUCUGUCAUGCCCAAACACAUGACGAAUCACCUGAUAGCACUGAGCGUUACGAGAGGCGUGCCAGCCUGCCAGGUGCCUCGGCUGAGCCAGAGCGUGUCGGAGCCGCUGGGGCUGAAGAGUGUCCUCGCGCUGGGAUUCAGACAGUGUGCCUCCAAAGACGACGAGGUGUUCACUGACACUGUGGGCGCCAUCACACCCAAAGUGCCUCCAGUGGAUGUUGCAUGGCUACAAGGUGCAGCACCCAGUGUGACACCUGAAGACCCCGCUGACAUGGAAGAGGAAGAGGAAGAUGGCAAGAAGAGGAAGGGCCAAAAAAGGAAACUUGAGAGUGAAUCUGACCAGGUCAUAGAGUCGGCGUCUUCCUGCACUCUGCAACCUCUCAAAGUGAAAAGAAUAGUUGCUAACCCUGCAAAGAAAAGAAAAAUAAAGGCUAAGUCACAGACAGUCUAAUUAACAGAGACUGCCUAAAGAAAGAAAAGGACCAUUCCUAUGUUUUUGCAUGUUUUAGCCCACCAGUUUCUGAUGUUGACCUCUUAAAACAAGGCGGAGGACAUGAGAGCAGUUUUGUCUCCUCAGAUUGUUUCAUUUUAAGGAUUUUUAGAGGCCUGAGAGUUGAGAAUGUUUAGUAUUUCACCUCCUGACCAUUAACUUGGGAUCCACUAUUUUAGUUCAUUCACUUACACUUUUGUCAAUGCAUUUUUCCUACGUUGUGUUUGCACGGACUUGAAAUGUGUUUGAGAAAGAUACUUAAUUUGUGACAGUGAACUAGAGCUGCAGUACCCAAUUGAUUAGUCAAUUGACAGAGGAUUUUUUGGUUUCAGCUUCUUCAGUGUGACAAACCUCUGCUUUUCUUUUUAAAGUUUAUUGAAAGUGAUUUGGGUUUUUGGAUUAUUGAUUAUAAAAAAACAAGUAUUUGUAAGAUGUGACCAUGGGGAUAUUUCACAAAGUCUGUCAUUUCAUAGACAUAAUAAGAAAGCAAUCUGCAGAUUAAUAGAUAAUGACGGGAAUUGUGGUUGCAGCCCUACAUUUAAUGUCAGCUUUUUUUGUCCAUUGUCAGUAUUUCAUUGUAAAGAAAUUGACUUUCUUUCAAAGUCAACAAUUCAUAAAACAGAAAAAAUGUGAAUUAAAUUCUGUCAAACACAGAAGCAGACAUCAUUUGUUGAAAUGGGCAGCCUUUUUAAAUAAAUUAAGUUUCUGUUCUCAUUCUCUGUUGAAAUGAAUGCAAACCAGUGGCUGCAGUAGAGGUAAAAAAAAGUGUGGUGUGGUUUGGGGACUGGGCUGCAGUUUACAUGACUCAGAAUAACUUUAAAGGACCCUGGUAUGAUCCUUUAAACCAGUGGUUCCCAACUGGUCCAGCCACAGGGUCCAGAUUUCUCCUUAGUCAUCAGUUCAAGGUCCACACAGUUGAAUUUAUUCAGUGUCACAACUGCCAUUGGCCAUGUCAUCGAGCUAGUUUGCUGUCUCUGUCAAGUAGCUUUCCCUUAGUCACUCACUCUACAGCUGGAAAUCAGACUUCAAAACAGAAGCUUUGCGCUGGAAAUUCACUGUACUUCACAAUAAAGUGUGUUUUUUGCAAACAAGUCACUUGCAACCCAUUCAGAGUGGACCAUCCACCCAUCAGUAGAGAACCACUGCUUUAAGUUGAUUUUGUCAGUUAUAUUUCUAAGGCUGCAACCAAGGAUUAUUUUCACAAUUAACUAAUGAAUCAACUAAUCGUUCAGUCUAUAAAAUGUCAAAAAAUUGUCUCAAAGUGCUCAUCACAAUUUCCCAUAGCCCAGAGUGAUGUCUUCAUAUUGCUUCUUCUGUCCAAACCAACAGUCCGAAACCCAAAGAUUCAUGUACAGUCAUAAAAAAAUAAAGAAAAGCAGCUAUUUCUCAUAUCUAAGAAGCUGGAACCAGCAGAUAUGACAUUUUUGCUUGAAAAAUGCCUAAAACAAUUAAUUUUCUUUAAAUUGACUAAUUGAUUAAUUGACUAAACGUUGCAGCUCUACAUAUUUCUUUGGCCAGAAACACACAUAUUAAACUGAUAUUUUUGUUUCUGAAUAAAAUCUACUCAACUGUG
Messenger RNA from Epinephelus fuscoguttatus (brown-marbled grouper), 2596 nucleotides. It is a transcript of the gene rpp38, whose product is annotated as ribonuclease P/MRP 38 subunit. Gene Ontology annotation, cellular component: fibrillar center; ribonuclease MRP complex; nucleolar ribonuclease P complex. Gene Ontology annotation, molecular function: ribonuclease P RNA binding; ribonuclease P activity. NCBI's taxonomy places the organism in Eukaryota, Metazoa, Chordata, Actinopteri, Perciformes, Serranidae. Gene Ontology annotation, biological process: tRNA 5'-leader removal. The transcript has 2 exons. The record is from RefSeq and is a predicted model, not a curated record. The coding region runs from base 148 to 984 and encodes 278 amino acids.